Messenger RNA from Rhizophagus irregularis DAOM 181602=DAOM 197198, 1419 nucleotides. RefSeq lists its product as uncharacterized. The record is from RefSeq and is a predicted model, not a curated record. Lineage: Eukaryota; Fungi; Glomeromycota; Glomeromycetes; Glomerales; Glomeraceae.
AUAUGGCGAGCAUAACAUAUAAAGUAAUUAAUGAAUGAAAAAAAUGUUCUUUCAACUUUUUUACAGUAAAUAAAUAAACAAAGUACUACUCAUAAAACAUAAACUUUUUCAAUAAUGUCGCAAAUUCCUCCAAAAAAUGAAACGACUAAACCGAAAUCAGCUUUGGACGUUGCGGUUAAUCAACUCGUUCGAGCCUCAGUAGGUGGUGUACCUUCUACAAUCUCCGAUGAGAGCCUGGACAAGUAUGUUGCGGACUUGAUUUUAAAAGAAGCUGCUACAAAGAAUAAAGAAUAUAAUAAAGAUGGUCUUAGAGCAUAUUUACCACAUACUGGAACUCCGCCAUGUACCCUUCCAAGAACUAAUAAAAGGUUUUUAUUUAAUGUGGUAAAAAAUGUGGAUGGUCAUAAUCAAGCUUUACUUAGAAAGAUAGAAGAAGAAGCAGCCGCUCGUAGACGAGCUUUAAAUCGAUCACGUAGGCAUGAUUCGGAUGAUGAAAGAAGAAGAUAUAGUAGAAGGAGGCAUAGUGACCGUUAUCGUAGGAAAGAUCGUAAAACUAGUAAUACUUCAGAUGAUUAUGAUCGUUAUUAUAGUGAUGACGAUACUUAUUCAGAUAGUGAAAGGGAUGAAAGGGAUCGAAAGUCAAGUCAUAAAGAGAGAAAAUAUUCUUCUCGAAACCCAAAACAUGAUGAUAUAAGAUCAUCAUCUUCGAGGACAAAAUCAUCUCGACGUUCCGUUAGUCCAAUUUCAUCAUCAUCAUCAUCAAAUUAUCUUGACAAGACGUCAACUAGAUUAGUUAGUAACGAAUUACGAAAAGAACAAACAAAUUCAUCAAAUAAUAAGAGUACGUCGCAACUAAAUAUUAUUAAAAAAGGUCGUGGUGAAGUUAGUAAUGGAUCAAAAAUGGAUAAAUAUUUCAGAAAAGACUAUAAUCCAAUGUUUGACAUAGAACCAUUUAUUGGUGAAAAUAAUUGGUUUAAUUAUAAUGUAUUUGAUCAAAUUAUAACAGAAAAAUCCCAAUCCCUUGAUGAUGAUGAUAAUAAGAAAAAAAAGAAAAAACAUAAGGAAAAAUCUAAACAUAAAAAGGAAAAACAUAAAUCUAGUAGUAAUAAAUCUAAGAAAAAACGGAAAAGAGAUUCUGAUAGUGAAAUAUCAUCUGAUUCUGAAGAAGAUCAAAAAAAACACAGAAAAAGUGAUGAUAUUGAUCUGAAACCUAUAUCUAUUCGUGAAUGGGAUAAACCAAAAUUAAUAUCUGGUACUUGGGAUCCUGAUAAAACAAUAUAGAUAAUUUAGAAUAGUUAAUUCAGUUUAUUCUUGGUAUAUACUAUAUAUAUAUAUAUAUACGGGUAUAUAAAUAUUUACAGAAAAUCGUGUGUGAUCUUAUUUUUAAUAAAUUUUAUUUAUUUUACUUUGACAUCUUUU